This is a messenger RNA of Bactrocera oleae (olive fruit fly), 2311 nucleotides long. It is a transcript of the gene Pkd2, whose product is annotated as Polycystic kidney disease 2. Gene Ontology annotation, cellular component: membrane. The record is from RefSeq and is a predicted model, not a curated record. Gene Ontology annotation, biological process: detection of mechanical stimulus. Lineage: Eukaryota; Metazoa; Arthropoda; Insecta; Diptera; Tephritidae. Gene Ontology annotation, molecular function: calcium channel activity; calcium ion binding.
GAGUGAAAUAUUAUAUAAUAUUUUUUUUCUGUCAAGUGGAAAAGAAAAUAGAAAAUAACAUAUUGGUUUUUCUAAAUAAAAUCACGUUAAGUUUAUUUGAAAUUCUAUUUCAUAAAAAUGGAAAAGGAUGAAGCAAUUUCUAGGAAAGAGCGGUUUUCAAAAGCCACCAAGAAGUCACAUCGCAUAUCUUAUGAAAAUGAGGACGCCACACGUUCGGCGCUGAUCGAGUUCUGUAUCUACAUCUGCUUUCUUGUGGUGACGCUUUUGGUGGCCUCUUCUUCACGCAACAUGUCUAUGUACUUCUUCACCAAAGAUAUCGAAAAUCUAUUCUUAUCACGUGAAGUCAAUACGUCCUCACAUGAAGCUUCCGUGAGGUUUGCUGACUUAGCCACUACAGCAGACAUGUGGGCAUUUCUGGAAACUAAAUUCGUCAUGGAUCUCCAUGGUAUAGAUGAUAGAGAAGGGGCAAUUGAAGAUGACCACGAAGGAAGUGAAAAUCGCAGACGCCGUUCCGCUGAAGACAAGCUCAUAUUUCAAGAACAAAAUCUCGUAUUGGGACCACCGCGACUGCGGCAGAUACGUGUGAAAGAGAAUAGUUGUGAUGUUCACAAUGUCUUCGGAAGGUAUUUCUCCAAGUGCUACGCAGACUAUUCCAGUAGUGAUGAAGACACUUCCGACAUAUAUAAGGGUACCAAAUACAGUACUCUCAGCGCAUUAGGCGCUGAUUCAAUUUGGGGUCAAAUCACAACCUAUCGCGGUGGUGGUUUUGUGAGAAGCUUGUCUUACAACUUCAACGAGAAUAAUAAAAUUUUGUCUGAUUUGAAGUCACGAAAGUGGCUGGAUCGCGCUUCUCGUUUAAUACUAGUGGAAUUCACCCUCUACAAUGCGAAUAAAGAUUUGGUAAAUAAUAUUAAAUUUAUUGGGGAAUUGCCGUCAACCGGUGGUGUGGUCACCACUUUUAGCAUAGAGUCGGUGAAAUUGGCCUCAGUUUUUUGGAGAGACGGCAUAACGAUAUUGGUAAUAGGCGUUAUAUUUUAUCUUUUCGUUUUGUAUUACACCACAGUUGAGAUUUUGGAAGUUAUACGCAUCGGUUUCACCAAUUAUGUGCGCAUACUGUGGAAUUUUGUGGAUUUUCUUAUAAUUGCUUUAGCAUACUGCACACUCAUGUACAACAUUUGGCAUCCGUUUUACGUAGGCGGGCUAUACAAACGUUUUGAGAAAAGCCCAAAUGAUUACCUACAGUUGGACAAGCUGUGCUUCUGGAACUUGACAUACCGUGCUAUCUUCGCCAUUUGUGCAUUUCUUGUGUGUAUGAAAAUAUUGAAAUUCAUUAGCUUCAAUAAAACAAUGCGUCAGUUCAAUGCAACAGUGAGCACAUGUUUUCGUGACCUUUUGGGCUUUAGCGUUAUGUUCGGUAUUGUCUUUUUGGCUUACGCUCAGAUGGGUCUAUUACUCUUCGGUAAUGUUCACCAUGAUUUUCGCAACUUCAAAGAGUCCUUGUUGACGAUGAUCCGUAUGAUAUUGGGUGAUUUCGACUACGACGGUAUAGAAGCGGCGAAUCGUGUAUUGGGGCCAAUAUACUUUUUAACAUAUAUAGUGUUGGUGUUUUUCAUAUUACUGAAUAUGUUCCUGGCUAUUAUUAAUGACACAUAUAGUAGCGUGAAAAGUGAUAUUAAAGGCGGCCGCAAUUAUUUGUCAACUUAUCUCCGUAAAUUACUAAAUAAAUACUGCCCGAAGUGGUGUCAUUGUGGUGCGUCAAAAGAUGAAGAGCUUGGCCCAUCAAGGGAGGGGACUCCAUCACGCGAUGCAAGUCCACAGAGUAAUCAAACGAAACGUUCUGUGGGCAAGGAUAAUGUAGUAGAUUAUUUUGAACCCGUCGGACGACAACAAACGCAGAACCAAAGUGCAGAUCCUGCGGCUAUUAGUCGUUUAACAGCACGUGUUGCAGCUUUGGAGGAUGUCAUCGAACAGCUGAUCGGAGAUGUGGAUCGGACAAUGCGCAAGAUUUUGCCACGUCGACGUCGACGACAAAAUGCGAGACAAGACUCGCCCUCUCAACAGGCGGAACGCUAAAUAAAAUUCGUAGGAGAAUAUUCCCAUAAUACAAGUAUAAUUUGUGGUCAAAGAAUUUAUGUUUGUUUUUGCCUAGCAAGUAGCUGCAAUAAUUUGUUUCGUAAAAGUUGUAAAUAUACUUUUUGAUGAAUAUGUAUAGAACAUGUAUUGGAGUUCAUAAAAAUUACGAUAAAAAUGUGCGAAAAUGAAGCAAAUGCAAAAGCGUUAACUUUGUAAUAAAGCCGAAAUAUCAGAAUAA